AUGAGUUUUAUACAGACUGUUCCCUCUGUGCUGGGGAGUGUCAGAGUGGAGCGUGGAGGCAUCCCAGCACCAGUACGAGACAAGCCAGCCGACCAUCCAGACCGGCUCCAACACAGACAGAGGAAGAUGAUGAUGCACUCAGGCCUGGAUGAGGUGACUAAGCAGAGGAUGCUGCAGGCUAAGGCUCUGUCUAAGGAGGCCAGAGGACGGGGUCUGAACCUGGGGAAGAAGAUCAGCGUUCCAAAGGACGUGAUGAUGGAGGAGCUCAACCUCCAAUCUAAUCGAGGCUCCCGCAUGUUUCAGGAGAGACAGAAGAGAGCUGAGAGGUUCACAUUGGAGAACGCUGCCGGGGUCGCUUACAACACCAACAAUGUCUAUACAGAGGCUGCUCCUCCCAUGCAGAUCACACAAGAACCACAGGGAGGAAAAGAGAACCAGGCUUUCUGCAUCCCUGGUAAGCAUAGCCUGGUCAUGAACCUUCAGAAGACCAUAGCAAAGAAGGGCAAUCCUGACGUCCUUGCUCCAGGGUAUUCUGGACCUCUGAGGGCAGUUCCUCAUGAGAAGUUCAACACAACAGUAAUCCCCAAAUCCUACUGCUCCCCAUGGACGGAAGCUUUGGGGGGCAGCGAAGAGCUCCUGAAUGCCCUCAAUACCCAGCUGCCUGAGCCCCCACAAAGACUACUGCCUUCCAACUACAGGUGCUUUAACAGAUCUGCCAUGCCUUUUGGGGGUGGUAUGGCCAGCAAGAGGGUGAUCCCAGUGAUUAGCUUUGAGGCGGUGGAGUCCCAGAAGCUACCCAGCAUUGCUCAGGAGCGCCUGUGUCGGCGGCCCAACUUCAACAGAGCACCCAAGGGAUGGGGAAUUGAUUACUACCCUGAAUCUAAUGAACUAUGAAAAGGGCUGAUCAGCUAAAGACUAAAGCACUGACCUAUGCUUGCUCCUCUCCUCCUACAAAGAUGAUCCCUCUGUUAAUCAGCAGGCACUACAGAGGGUGAUCCUGCGUGAUAUAUAUAAAGUGGUUAUGCUACUGCACGGUAUGAUCAGCAACUCUGUGCUGAGUGCUGGAAUUAAUUCAUUACCACAGUAGAGUCCAGGGCAACGCUGCUACAGGCUGAAAACCUCUACCUAUCCUUCCCUUUUUGUCACCGUUGGCAGUAUACUUCCACAUGUAUCCCCUAUUGUUUCACAGCAAUAGUGGGAGAUUAUAUCUUUCACAACAAUUAAAAGAAGCAGAUGUGUUAAUGAACAAUAUGCACUCGAGAUGAUUAAUGACAAAGUUGUGUCAUUUUAAUGACGAGUAAAAACAACAUCCAAAGUAAGCAGUACAAUAAACCAAGUCAUUAUGCUGUGGAAUAUUAAGGUUGUGUCGAAGAAGAAGAAGAAGAAAAAGACAAUGUAAAUUAAACUUAACAUGUUUAAAAAUGCUGCAUACUCCAUGUGAUGCUUUGCAGGAUGUUUAACCUACAGUAUACAUUUUUGUAUGUACAAUGGCUCCAACCACAGGAGCCUGUAAAAACCAUAUGGCCCCUAUCACACCGGCUGUUUAUCUCAUGUCUUUCACUAUGUUAACUUCCACUGUUCAGAUACUCUUCUGGUGCUUUUUUAACUGCGAGUAGUGACAAAUUAAUCUUGUAACGUGCUGGCUGUCGUCUCUCCAGACGCAGAUGGUCCUCGUUCAGUU
This is a messenger RNA of Larimichthys crocea (large yellow croaker), 1681 nucleotides long. Its product is annotated as myozenin-2. The record is from RefSeq and is a predicted model, not a curated record. Gene Ontology annotation, cellular component: Z disc; actin cytoskeleton. The coding region runs from base 1 to 894 and encodes 297 amino acids. NCBI's taxonomy places the organism in Eukaryota, Metazoa, Chordata, Actinopteri, Sciaenidae. Gene Ontology annotation, molecular function: FATZ binding; actin binding; telethonin binding. The transcript is spliced from 6 exons.